Trifolium pratense (red clover) is the source of this 2933-nucleotide messenger RNA. Its product is annotated as TORTIFOLIA1-like protein 2. The transcript is spliced from 5 exons. NCBI's taxonomy places the organism in Eukaryota, Viridiplantae, Streptophyta, Magnoliopsida, Fabales, Fabaceae. The record is from RefSeq and is a predicted model, not a curated record. The coding region runs from base 191 to 2638 and encodes 815 amino acids. Gene Ontology annotation, molecular function: microtubule binding. Gene Ontology annotation, cellular component: microtubule.
UCACGAUUUGGAAUCUGACACUGAGAGGAAUAUGGAUAUGAUGAGUGAGAGUGAGUGAGUGAGACAAAUUUUGCUCAACCCGAGGUCAGUGAACUGUGAGAGAUUCUCUUCUCUCCUCCUCCAUUUUCAAAUUUCAAUUUCAUAAAUGCAAAUGCAAAUUUAGUAGUAAUAAAUAAUAACAAGAAUUUCAAUGAAGAGCAACAAGUUGACUAGUAAUUUUGAGAUGAAACAAAGAGUAGUCACUGCUUUGAACAAAGUUGGAGAUCGAGAUACACAUCAAAUUGGAACAAAGGAGCUCGACAUCAUCCUCCACGCUUUAACCCCUCAAUCCAUAUCACCAUUCCUCUCAUGCAUAUUAGACAUUCACUCCCAACAAAAAACCUCCAUCACUAAACAGUGCCUCAAACUCAUGGGAACACUCGCCACCGUUUACGAAUCUCUCAUCCUUCCACAUCUUCCCAAAAUGGUUGCCUCCGUUGUUAAAUGCUUUAGAGAUCCAGAUUCUUCUGUAAGGGAAGCCUGCGUUGAAAUGGUUGCCGCUCUUGCUUUGAAAUUGGGUAAUCAAAAUAAUAAUCAUGAAGAUAAGGUGUUUGUGUUAUUAGCUAGUCCAAUUUUUGAAGCUCUUGUUGGAGAACAAAAUAAGCAUGUUCAAUCUGUUUCUGCUUUUUGUCUUGCCACCAUCAUUCACAACACACACCAACCUCCUCUUCCCCUCUUGCACAACAUAUUGACUAGGAUUCUCAAGUUGCUUAAGAACCCACAUUUUAUGGCUAAACCCGCACUCAUUGAGUUGAACAGGAGCAUUAUUCAGGCCGGAGGAGCUUCUACACAAACUGUUCUGUUAGCUGCUAUUGCCGGUAUUAGAGAUGCCCUAAAAGAUACUGACUGGAAAACGCGCAAAGCAGCUUCUGUAGCUUUGGGACAAAUUGCUUUGACUCGUGCUUCUUUUUUGUCAUCUUUAAGGCCUUCUUGUAUUCAAUCUCUCGACUCAUCUAGGUUUGAUAAGGUCAAACCAGUUAGGGAUGCUGUUUUGCAAGCUCUUAAAUAUUGGAAAAUACUUCCAGGUCAUUAUACUACCGAGCCUUCUGAAACUGGAUCCUCCUUAAAAGAAAAUAUCUGCGGAGGUGACUCGGUCGAUCUCAGUAGUAGUACUACUACUGCUGAAUCCAGACAUAGAGAUCCCAAGCUCCAAAAAGGUAAUAUGAAAUCAACUAUGGGAAGGAUUCCUUUGUCUGUAAGAAAAGCUUGUCAAAAUCCCAAAACAGGUGAUUGGCACGUUGAAGUUGCAGUCCCCAGAACACACUCUGAAGUGGAAUUCCAUAAUGAAGAGUUUGAGAGUAGUUCUGUCACAAUCACAAAGCCACUAGAAACAGUGAGUGCUGAUAUUACAAGCAUGCAGGAUGUGGAUUAUGAUUAUGUGCCUACAGAUGAUAAGCAGGAGUGCUCUUCUGUUUCUAACUAUGAAACCAAGUUUUUAACUUCCCAUGACUGCUUUGUAAACAAUGGACUACAGAAGCCAAUUGUGAGAAGCCAACGGUUCGGUGAAGAAAUAAGUUGUAAUGAACAAAUGUACUCCAUAAAGAUGCAGAUGCAGAAUCCUAAAAGUUCUGAUUCUACAGUCACCGAGUCAUGUCCCCAAAUUACACAUCAAUGUUGUGUACUGAGGGCAAAUGAAAUGACUCGUAUUCAGAAUCAACUUUCAGAUAUUGAAAUCAAACAGUCCAACAUGAUGCAUCAAUUACAGAUUUUUACAACUGGCAUAAUGGAUGCCCUUUCUACAAUCCAAUCAAGAAUGGUAGGUUUGGAGAAUGUUAUUGAUAGAUUAUCUCAAGAAUCUUUAAAAGGAGGAAGACAUUCUUUUUCAGAAAACUCCAAAUUUGUGAGGCAGACCCAAAACGCGGCUUCUCCCAGGAUCUCGAUAUGCACUCCAAAGCCAUCUUCAGAAGCUAGUACUAAGCAAUCAGGCUUGUUUUCGGUGAGAAGUACUGAAAGUUUGGAAAAAAAAUCAUCUUCAAGGAGCCAACCUAGGAUUCAUGCCGGAGAUAGUGUGGAUAUGUGGAAAAGUUACAAGGUAAAGACUGCCCAUAAAUUUACAGAGGAUAAUAUCAACAGCUUAGUGGAGGAUAGACAAAGCAUGAGUUCUGCUCAAGUGAGAAAGAAUGGUAGUAUCUUUUCAUCCGCUGCUAGAACCAAAGCUAGAAAUGGUUGUCCUGAGAGCAACACAAACUACUGGAAAUGUGUGAAUCGUCUUGUAUGUGAAGGGGAUCUAAACUCAGCAUAUAUGGAAGCUUUGUGUUCCGGUAAUGAACUUAUUCUCAUUGAGCUUCUGAAUAAAACUGGUCCAGUUAUAGAAAGUUUAUCGGUGAAAACCGUCAAUGUUCUUCUUAGUACUUUAGCGCCAUAUCUCCUUGAAGGAAAAUUUUUCAAUACCAUAAUCCCGUGGCUGCAGCAGAUUGUUGAAAUGAGCACUGUACAUGGACCAAAUUGCAUUGCUCUUUCUAUUGAAGUCGAGGAGCAGCUUUUAUAUGCAAUUCAAGAGGUUGUGAACUUGAAUAUUUUCAGCCAUGCAGAAAAGAGGCGUGCUGCUGAAUUAGCAAUAAAAUUACAUCAUAUGUGGAUUAAGAUUACUGAAAGUUAAUAAUAUUAGUGUUUUUUGACAUAAAAAACAUGUAUUUAUUUAGCCAUUUUCUGUUGGGACACACAUCUCGUUCCUGAUUGAACUCCAAAAAGCUGGUUUUAGACUUAAAGUUGUAUGUAUUUUGUGAGUAUGUGAACACUGUGUUUGGAGUUUUUUUUUUACAGAAAUGUUUGGUGAAUUCUAAUUGCUAGUAAUUUUGGAAUUCAAUGAUUUUUGAAGCAUCUUUAGCAGGUUUGUAGCCGUGUACCUUAUAAAUAUUAGUGUAUGUUUGGAUUUGGCGACGAGUUUGUCAAAA